AUGGGUGGCAUUCAUGGCGGACAAGGUCUUGAUGCAUCUGAUCAUCACCGGCUGGAUGAACUGGCUGAGUUGGACGAACCAGGUGCACACUUACUGCCUACAGCUCCAAUCAUAGAGGAGGAGGUAUUGGUUAUUGCAGGAUUCUCUGAUGAGGAGGACAAUGAUGAAACAUUUGAUUGGUGA
Messenger RNA from Suillus clintonianus, 183 nucleotides. RefSeq lists its product as uncharacterized. The transcript has 2 exons. NCBI's taxonomy places the organism in Eukaryota, Fungi, Basidiomycota, Agaricomycetes, Boletales, Suillaceae. Bases 1 to 183 code for a protein of 60 amino acids. The record is from RefSeq and is a predicted model, not a curated record.